Molecule: messenger RNA, 1528 nt
Organism: Eucalyptus grandis
Lineage: Eukaryota; Viridiplantae; Streptophyta; Magnoliopsida; Myrtales; Myrtaceae
Product: MADS-box protein AGL42
Exons: 9
Coding region: 499-1188 (229 amino acids)
Biological process (GO): positive regulation of transcription by RNA polymerase II
Cellular component (GO): nucleus
Molecular function (GO): protein dimerization activity; RNA polymerase II cis-regulatory region sequence-specific DNA binding; DNA-binding transcription factor activity, RNA polymerase II-specific
Source: RefSeq, a predicted model, not a curated record
GCAAAACAAGAUAAUCCAUCUGCCUCUUGAAUCUUCACCAAAUUAGCCAUGCCGUUUCGGUUGAACUUGAAUGCUUUGCUUUGCUCCUUAUUCCUUUCCUUUUUUGUUUGUUUUUCCUUUUUAUGGGUACAUCACACCGUAUUUGGCCCGGGUAGACGAUCCUUGAGUUUGGAAUAAGAGGCUUUUUCAUGUCUUUUUACGUUUGUGGCCACAAAAAAAAGAGAGGGAUCCAUCAACUGCCAAAUAUCCCUUGCGUUCAUAUUCCACUUUUUCUGUUUUUGUCUUCGCCCUCUCAUCCCUCUUUAGGGUUUCUGAAUUUAUUGUGGUUCAUUUUUCUUAGAGAUGAGUAUAGACGCUUCCCCUUUAAUAUGUGUGAUUUGUCUUGCAGUGUUUUUAGCUUCUCAAGAACUUCAGCCUAAAGUCUAGACAAUAAGAGGUGGAGAAAAAGAUAAAUCUUCAGCUGGUUGAAGCUGCACAAAGUCUCCGGGAAAUUUAAUCAUGGUAAGAGGCAAAGUUCAGAUGAGGCGAAUUGAGAACGCGACCAGCCGGCAAGUCACCUUCUCAAAGCGCCGGACUGGACUACUGAAGAAAGCUUAUGAGCUCUCGGUCCUCUGCGAUGCGGAAGUUGCCGUGAUCAUCUUUUCACAGAAAGGAAGGCUUUACAAGUUCUCGAGCAAUUCUGAAAUCCGAAAGACAAUUGAUCAAUAUCAUAGAUAUACAAAUGAUGCGAAUAUGUACCAUGCUAAGAUGGAACAAUAUAUUCUGCAUCUGAAGCAAGAAACCAUGGAUAUGGAGAGGAAGAUCGAGCUUCUUGAAGUUCCUCUACGGAAGCUAUCCGGACAAUGUGUUGAAUCUUGCUCGAUCGAUGAAAUUCAACAGAUAGGGAAUCAGCUCGAGCGAAGUUUGAGCAGCAUUAGGGAAAGAAAGGUAUGGGGACGACAUGCACGCACACGAAAGUUAAAAUAUUUCUGCGGAUCUCUUUUACAGGCUCAAUUAUUCAAUGAUCAGAUACAGCAGUUACAAGCAAAGGAGAGGUUUCUGAAAGAAGAGAAUGCAAAGCUUCUUGCAAAGCGCUAUGCAAAUCCUUGGCAGUCAACGGCUCAUCCAAGAGCAGCAGCAAUACAUAGCCAGAGCAGCCGGAGUACAGAUGUUGAGACUGGGUUGUUCAUCGGAUUGCCGGAGAGUUAAACUGAUUCGCCAUCACCGGACACGAGUCUAAUAAUACCUGUUCAAUAGAAUAGUAUAAGAGUUACAGCAAUAUCACUCGGUGACAUCUUUACUCAGCUGGAUUCUCCUUGGCACUAUCCCGACAACAUGUGCAUGAGAUUCAUGGUAGUCAUAUUGAAAAUGAAUAGCGAAGGCAAAGAAAGAUCAUAUUAGAAAUGAGUAAUGACAAUGACAUAUAUGAGAAAGAUUCAGAAACAACAGAUAUAACUUGCCUGCACCUUGGGCUUUCUCAUACGAAUUACACUUCAGUCGAUUCCAAGAAAGAGACGUCUCUGUUGAGCAUAUUUUCCGACUGCUUGCA